Puccinia graminis f. sp. tritici CRL 75-36-700-3 is the source of this 378-nucleotide messenger RNA. RefSeq lists its product as uncharacterized. The record is from RefSeq and is a predicted model, not a curated record. NCBI's taxonomy places the organism in Eukaryota, Fungi, Basidiomycota, Pucciniomycetes, Pucciniales, Pucciniaceae. The transcript has 2 exons. The coding region runs from base 1 to 378 and encodes 125 amino acids.
AUGUCUGAAACUAGAUCGCCAACAUGGGCAAGCUCAGCUUUACUUCACGAUAUGAAGAGACAGAGUGAAGUUGAAGUCUUGGGAGAACAGCGUAGUAUCCCGGGAAACCAUGGAACCAAGACAAGAACAACAAAUUGCGAUAAGAGCCUUACAGAAUCACGGACUAAGACUAGCAUACCGCUACCGGAUGUCUCUCACCCUACCACCCGAAAAACAGCUGAAGAGGCGCCCUUGAAGUUUUAUGAAGUAGCUUGGGUACCGGGGGAGCUUGAGGAUCCUCAUAACCGUAGUUUGGCUUCAAAAAGGAUAAUAACUGUUGUUUGUUGUACUGUGGCUUUUGACGUGUUAGAAAAUUCCUCUCGCCUUCAUCGAUGCUGA